CUUCCUCCAUCUCCACCCGAUCCGAACCCGUACCCGAGUCCAUGGCCUCCACAGCAUCCACAGGCAACCCAUUCUCCGUUUCCCUCUCCUCCAGGAAAGCCUCACUCUCCAAGCCCAGCAGCCCGGCCGAGGUUUCUCUCCGUGUUCAGAGCUCCAACGCUUCUUCUCUCCGGACUUCGUUCGUUUCCAAUAGUUCGAUUGAGUUGACUCGGGGCGCGAACUCGGCGUUGAAGUCGAGCACCGUGAGAUCAAGGACGGGGAUUAUGGCGAGCUCGGCGCAGGUAGUGGAUCAGCCGUCGAGUAAAACGGGUCCAGUGGCUCCCACCGUUGUGGACGUCGAUUUGGGUAAUCGGAGCUACCCGAUUUACAUCGGAUCUGGACUGCUUGAUCAGCCCGAACUUCUUCAAAGGCAUGUUCACGGAAAGAGGGUUCUUGUGGUCACUAACACUAAAGUUGCGCCGUUGUACUUGGAUAAAGUUGUUGAGGCUUUGACAAGAGAUAACCCGAAUGUGUCAGUUGAGAGCGUGAUUUUACCAGAUGGUGAGAAGUAUAAGGACAUGGACACUCUUAUGAAAGUGUUUGACAAGGCUAUUGAGUCAAGACUGGACCGGCGAUGUACAUUUGUUGCCCUUGGAGGUGGCGUGAUUGGUGACAUGUGUGGCUAUGCUGCUGCUUCUUUCCUUCGUGGUGUUAACUUCAUUCAGAUUCCAACAACUGUUAUGGCGCAGGUUGAUUCUUCUGUUGGGGGCAAAACGGGUAUAAACCACCCUCUUGGGAAGAACUUGAUCGGUGCUUUUUACCAACCUCAGUGUGUACUUAUAGACACAGACACAUUGAACACAUUACCAGAUAGGGAACUGGCAUCAGGGCUUGCAGAGGUCAUUAAGUAUGGGCUUAUUAGAGAUGCAGAUUUCUUUGAAUGGCAGGAGAGGAAUAUUCAGGCACUAAUGGCGAGGGAUCCAGCGGCAAUGGCUUAUGCUAUAAAGCGGUCGUGUGAAAACAAGGCUGAGGUUGUGUCCUUGGAUGAGAAGGAAGGUGGACUGAGGGCUACACUGAACUUGGGUCAUACAUUUGGUCAUGCAAUAGAAACUGGGCUCGGCUAUGGGAACUGGCUCCAUGGAGAAGCUAUUGCUGCUGGCAUGGUUAUGGCUGUUGACAUGUCAUACCGCCUUGGCUGGAUUGAUGAUGCACUUGUGAAGCGAACUACCAACAUUUUAAAGCAGGCCAAGUUACCUGUUGCACCUCCUGAAUCUGUGACGAUAGAGACAUUCAGAUCUGUAAUGGCGGUUGAUAAGAAGGUAGCUGAUGGGUUACUAAGACUCAUCCUUCUGAAAGGUCCUUUGGGAAAUUGUGUCUUCACCGGCGAAUAUGAUAGAAAGGCCCUCGACGAAACACUCCACGCAUUUUGCAAGUCCUGAUUCGCACUAGAUGUGUGCAAGUUCCGCACCUGCGUAUUGUAUUUUAGUUGUCUUUGACCCGUUCGUGUACUUUUCACCUAUGUUAUAGAUGCCCUCAGAAUCCCUUUAUUUAUCGGCAAUAGCGUUUACCAAGUUGUAAUUUUCGAAACUGUUGUAUUUGCAAUAAGCCUGGGAAAUCAUAUUGUCCAACGCUUGCUUCUUUUCUGGAUAUCGUGAAAUAUGCACAUUCUUUUCUA
Molecule: messenger RNA, 1654 nt
Organism: Pyrus x bretschneideri (Chinese white pear)
Lineage: Eukaryota; Viridiplantae; Streptophyta; Magnoliopsida; Rosales; Rosaceae
Product: 3-dehydroquinate synthase, chloroplastic
Exons: 8
Coding region: 42-1418 (458 amino acids)
Biological process (GO): aromatic amino acid biosynthetic process
Cellular component (GO): cytoplasm
Molecular function (GO): 3-dehydroquinate synthase activity
Source: RefSeq, a predicted model, not a curated record